Messenger RNA from Carassius gibelio (silver crucian carp), 3233 nucleotides. RefSeq lists its product as uncharacterized. Lineage: Eukaryota; Metazoa; Chordata; Actinopteri; Cypriniformes; Cyprinidae. Bases 251 to 3028 code for a protein of 925 amino acids. The transcript has 16 exons. Gene Ontology annotation, molecular function: zinc ion binding; ubiquitin-protein transferase activity. The record is from RefSeq and is a predicted model, not a curated record.
UGAUAUUUGCCGCUUCUGUCGUCAUAAUUAAUGAACUUAACAAAUUAGCACAUAGAUUCUCCUCACAGGUUUACGCACUCAGCAGGGAUGAAUAAGAAACUUUUCCAUAUUCAAAAUUAUAGGUGGAGCUAUAUGACACCUUGGCAAAUGGCAAGUGAGUGAAGGUGAAACGAAACCGAUGAACAGGAAGCUUCAAACACUUCUAUUCAGAAACAGAAGUUAACACUCAGACCCGAUACUCACUCACAGCAUGGCGUCCUCCAGUGGUGCACUUAGUUGUGAGCUCCAGUGCUCCAUCUGUCUGGAUGUGUUCACUGAUCCAGUCACCACUCCAUGUGGACACAACUUCUGCAGAACCUGCCUGAACAAGUGCUGGACAAACACACAGACCUGCUUCUGUCCAUUCUGUAAACAAAUAUUCACCAGAAUGCCUGACUUUGAGAUUAAUACAACCAGUGGCACCGUAAUGGGGGUUAAGCAAACUCUACAGCAAUCCCAAAUCAAUUUGAUAUUCAGCGGGCCCAGAAAAUGUAGCGGUGCCCCUGAAUACAAUGCUGAGAGUUUUGCGCAACACUUUCAGGAGAAGCUCAAUCUAGGAAGACCUAAGGUGUUCUGUGACUUCUGUGAUGGAAUACUGCAGAAAGCAGUGAAGUCCUGCCUUAUGUGUCAAAGCUCUUACUGUGAGACUCAUCUGGAGCCUCAUCACAGAGUCCCAGGUCUAAAGAAACACAAACUGAUCAACGCUGUGGAAAAUCUGCAGGAUUAUAUUUGCCAGAAACACCAGAGACCUCUGGAUCUGUUCUGCAGAGAUGAUCAGAUGAGUGUGUGUCUGUCCUGCACUGAAGGAGAUCACAGGACUCACUAUAUUGUUCCUAUAGAAGAGGAGAGUCAGCAGAAGAAGGCUCUAUCAUCAAAAGUGGAAUCAGCAGCAAGCGCUCUUAUUGAUGUGUUAGACAGGAACCCGACUCCAUCUUCAUCAAGUGGCCUUACUCCUCUGCCAGAACCUGAAAAUAGGGUGAGGCAGGCAUUAAAAAGGCAAUUCACAAGUAUGCUUGGGACUGAAAAUGACCAGCCUAGGGGCAAAAAACGUUCCCCUGUGGCCAAACCUGGUACUGUGAAAAAGACAGAUUUUCUCAUUUAUGUGCUCUCUGAACACACCCUGUUUGCUCCAAAAGGAGAUGAAGACCUAAAACUUGUACAUGCUGGGCUUGGGAAAAGGGUGUUAACUUUUCCAGACAGUUUUAAACACAGUGAGAUUGUCACUCUACUUGAGGAAGAAUUUCCUAAAUUAAAAACUCUUCAGGGGGGCUGGAUGUUUUACAAGUCUACAGGUGGUGGUGAGCGGCGGCGAAAGCUGUCUAUAAUUCCCACAGACUCUGAUGGAUACUCAACUCGACUCAUGAAAUUGGUGUCGAACAAUGGGAAGAACAUGCUUUUUGUAGUUCCACUACAAGAGCAACUUUCCACUGAACCGUUACCCAUUGAUUCUGUGGAGUUUUCAAAGAUGCCACAGUCAAACUGUAUGAAAUGUGGCAUGAAAAUACCACUGCCAUUGCUGCCCUUACACAUCAAAGAGUGCAAUGUAACCAAGACUGACUCUGUAACUGAUGUGACUGUUCUUGAUUAUGAAUAUGAAAAUAUUAGCGAAGCGACUGACCAGCCAAGCUCACUUCACACUGAUCUAGAAGAACCAGAACAGAUUUGUCCCAUUUGCCAGAUUUCACUCCCAACUGAUCUCCUACCUUAUCAUGCAAGCACAUGUGGUGAAGGAGCGUGGACUUUCAGUGGCAGUGAUUCUCCGAGCACUUCAAGAAGAGAAGAAUUGGCAGGACUCUCAACUGCACAAACAUUCACAUUCACAUCAGUAUCAGCAGCAUGGAAAAAUGAAAUUGACCCACAGAAAGCAUCUCGAAUGUUCUGUGAUGAAUUGCUAUCCCAAAAUGAAUACUGUCCAUCUCUGUCACUACUCAUCAACCAGUUUGAUUCUGUGGAUGAGCAGGACAGUACACUGAUUUCAUUUUAUAAAAAGAACAGUGCUAACUGGUCAGCUCCAUUGAGAUGUAGCUUGACAGAAGAUGCAGCUGUUGGCAAAGGAGUCAACCGGCAUGUUUUGUCAAUGGUGAUGCAAAAACUGAAGACUGGCUUUACUUUGAAUUUAGGUUCUUCUACCACAGCACUUUUUGAGGGGGAAAAAAACCACCGUGUCCCUUCUGCAUCAGCUGUAUUACGGGACAGCAACUUGUUCCAAAUGGCCGGCCGAAUGAUAGGUCACUCUUUUCUACACGGAGGUCCUUGUCUUUCUGGACUGAGUUUACCUGUGGUCAUCCUUCUAACUGGAGGAAAUGCUGACAGCGCGGCUUCAGUUCUGACCCUGCAGGAUUGCCCUGACCUAGACCACAGGGAAACCAUUAGUUUGCUCAAGAAAACACAACUCACUUCAGAAGAAAUGACUCAAUUGACAAAUCUUUGUCUUUGCUGGGAUCUCCCUGCUCCAUCGUUGCGUAAUCGAGACUGGCUGUUUCAACAGCUGUUGUCACAUGCUGUACUCGGACGCGUUAAGUGCCAGAUUAAAGAUUUGAGAAAAGGCAUCAAAGACACCGGCAUCUGGCCACUGCUCACCCAGAGACUAGACAGUCACCAUGUUGUUUUCCCAAGGGAGUCAGCUCAGGACAUUACAUCACAGGGAAUUCUUCAGAAAAUCCAAUGGCCUAAACCUGUGGACAAUACGUAUGAUGAAGACAAUGGUGACUCCAUUACUGUCGAAAAAAUGUGUGUCAUCACAGGCUAUAUGCGGAGAUUUAUUGAAGAAGCAUCACCGACCAGGCUGAAUAACCUGAUGAAGUUCUGGGUGGGAUGGGAGCUGCCAGAGGAACACCUGCUGUUGGAGUUGGUGACUGCCAAGUUCCCUGUGGCAUACACCUGUUUCAAAACAUUACGCCUCCCCUGUCACUACAAGAGCUACGCUGCAUUCAGAGUCGAUAUGUUGAUGUGUCUGAACUCUGUAAACAGUGGAUUUGGCCUCGUUUAACUAGAAAGAGAAAACAGAGGGCAGUGUGCUAGACGAACUGUGUUGCCUCUUUAAAAGAAGAUACUGUAGUAAUGUUCUUAAACUUAGAUUGUUAUUUGAUUGCUUUUAACAAUGUGUUUGAACUUUAACAAUGUUUUACAUUUUAAAGUUUGUAUACAUCUGAAUGUAUAAUUUUAAAACAGUACUAGCUUGUAUGUAAAGCAAU